Vombatus ursinus (common wombat) is the source of this 2930-nucleotide messenger RNA. It is a transcript of the gene UGT1A1, whose product is annotated as UDP glucuronosyltransferase family 1 member A1. Bases 40 to 1629 code for a protein of 529 amino acids. The transcript has 5 exons. Gene Ontology annotation, molecular function: UDP-glycosyltransferase activity. Lineage: Eukaryota; Metazoa; Chordata; Mammalia; Diprotodontia; Vombatidae. The record is from RefSeq and is a predicted model, not a curated record.
AAGUACUUCCAAUGCAGCAAAUGUUGACCAGGUGGAGAUAUGUCUGGAGUACCGAAACCUCAAUAUGUCCUAUUCCUUUGGAUUUAUUGCUUGGCAUUUGCAGAGGGGGGCAAGUUGUUGGUGAUUCCACAGGAUGGCAGUCAUUGGCUCAGUAUGCAUGGAGUCCUACAGGAGGUGCAGCGAAGAGGACAUGAGAUCAUAGUGGUUGCCCCUGCAGUGACUCUACAUAUUAAAGAAGCAUCAUUUUAUACCCUCACCCGGUACCCAGUGCCCUUCCAGAUGGGAGACUUGGAGACCCACUUCCGUACGAUGAAUCACGAAAUUUUUGAGAAAUUACCAUUUUUAGAAAAUUUUUUGAAAAUAAAGGAGAGAAUAAGAAAUGUCACAACUUUGCUUCUGUCUGCCUGCUCACACUUGGUUUAUAACAAAGAGCUGAUGACCCACCUUGGUGACAAUCAUUUUGAUGCUGUUUUCACAGACCCGUUCCUACCGUGUGGCCCAAUUGUAGCCAAGUAUCUGUCUGUGCCUGCUGUCUACUUUUUGCAUGGAUUGCCAUGCAGUUUACACUAUGAUGCCACACAGUGCCCCAAUCCUCCUUCUUACGUUCCUCAAGGAUUAUCUGAAAGCACAGAUCACAUGACUUUUUUGCAGAGAGUUAAAAAUAUGCUGAUUACUAUAUUCCAGUUCUUUCUUUGUGAUUUCGUGUACUCCCCAUAUACGCGUCUUGCUUCCGAUCUCCUAAAGAGAGAGGUGACGGUUAUGGACCUUCUGAGCUAUGGAUCCAUUUGGCUUCUGAGAAGUGAUUUUUUAAAGGACUAUCCCACGCCAAUCAUGCCCAAUAUGGUUUUCAUUGGGGGAAUAAACUGUGCUUACACAAAACCAUUGCCUCACGAAUUUGAAGCUUAUGUGAAUGCUUCUGGGGAACAUGGAGUUGUGGUCUUCUCCUUGGGCUCUAUGGUCUCAGAAAUCCCAAUGACCAAAGCCAUGGAAAUCGCUGAAGCUUUGGGCACAAUACCUCAGACAGUAUUGUGGCGGUAUACUGGAAAUCCACCAUCUAAUCUGUCCAAGAACACCAAACUUGUGAAAUGGCUUCCACAGAAUGAUCUGCUUGCUCACCCAAAGACCCGGGCAUUCAUCACUCAUGCUGGCUCUCACGGGAUCUAUGAAGGGCUGUGUAAUGGAGUGCCAAUGGUGCUGAUGCCUUUGUUUGGAGAUCAGAUGGACAAUGCUAAACGCAUGGAAUCAAGAGGGGCAGGGGUGACCCUGAAUGUCCUGGAAAUGACAUCUGAUGAUCUCAGCAAGGCACUGAAGACGGUUAUCAAUGAUAAAAGCUACAAGGAAAACAUCAUGCGUCUCUCAGCUCUUCACAAAGAUCGGCCUAUCAGUCCCCUCGACCUUGCUGUAUUCUGGGUGGAAUUCGUCAUGAGAAACAAAGGGGCCCCACAUUUACGUGCUGCUGCCCAUGACCUCAACUGGAUCCAGUACCAUUCCUUGGAUGUCAUUGCUUUCCUCUUGGCUAUUGUGUUGACUGUUGUACUAAUUGCUGUGAAAUGCCUCAAAUUUUGUUUCCAGAAAUGCUUUGGCAAAAAAGGAAAAGCUAAGAAAGCCACCAAAUCUAAGUCUCAUUGAGCCACACUUUAAAAAUUAGAUGAAAUUUUAAUUUGUUCUCCCUUUGGAUUCUGAAAAUGUACCCAUGUGAAUUACAUGCACCCACAAAUACACAUAUGUACCCUCAUGCAUACAAGUCAUUUUCAAAUCAAUUUUUGACAAAGAAAAUCUCUAUCAUAUUUAAUUGUUCAUUAAAGUAGGAGCAUAGAGCUUGAGAGCUGGAAUAUGACCAUUUAGUCCAACCACCUCAUAUUACAGCUGAGCAAGCGGAAGUGAAAUAAGGGGAAAGCUUCUGGGCUAAAGAUGAGUCUUAGAGGAGGAACCUGAUAGCUGCUUUCCUGUUUCACAUGGAGGAAAGAUCAGCUGCAUUCUGCUUGGCCUCAGAGGAUAGAAUUAAGAACAAUAGGGACUGAGAGAAUUAUAUCAUUUAGGUCAGGGUCAGUGAAUACUUCCUAACAAUUGGAACUAUCCAACAGGAAUUGUCUGCCUCAGAAAGAAGUGAGUUCUCAUUCACCGGGGCUUUCCAAGUCAGCCUUGGAUGACCAGUGCCUGAGAGGUUGUAUGAAUACAAUUUGGGAAGUUGACCAAUGAGGUCUUUUCCAACUCUCAGAUUCUGUGAUUCUAAGACCUUCUCCAGGGUUACAUGGCUAGUUUGCAGCUGAGCUAGGGCAGAAGCCAGGUAUUCUGACUGUCGGUCCUCCUUUCUCCCUCUCAAGACACAAAAAGCUAGAACAUGACUGCAGGACUGAUUCUCCUUCCCCAUUCUUCAAGAUUCUAGCUUCAAAUGAUUUGCUUAGAACAAUAGAUGAGCCAGCUAUCCAUUCGGAGUCAUUAUUUCUUUAAACUGGAAAACACAUCCAACACCCCUUUCAGGUGGCUUCCUAAUGAGUCGUGAUUGUUAAUCAUUUAUUAUAAAUGUUAAUGCAUUUCCCCACAACCUCUUCUCUAGUUCCAGUGUGCAUUUCUUUGCAAAACACCUAGGUGCUGGUGGGUUGAGCUCUUCUACCACAUGGGCUCAAGAUUCAUGUGAUUCCUUUGGACACGGGAAAGUGGGCACAUCUAGCUGGGCUUUUGCUCAUCCUCAUAAUGUUGGGAAUUAAUUAGACCGUCUCCCUCAACAGAAAUGGAUUUUUUCUGCAUGGCAAGACCAUGCUAGAUCAGGCCAAACAAAAGAAAAAUGCCACAUGGUGUUCUGCUAGUCCAAAUCGAUCUGAAUGUUAUCAGUCAUCCACAAACGGUGUUUUUAGCAAAGUCACAAGUUAUCAUAUUGCUCAAAACAAAACUAAAUAUAUGAAUAAAUCCCUACCAAUUAUUUCCCUGAA